GGGUGGUGGUGAGCCCUCUUCGCGCAGCCGCAGGCCUCCAAAACGGCUAGCAUGGUUACGCUCCGCAAUGUACGCUUUGACGCGUCGUGCAGGACAAGCCCACACACAAUACAAACUAAUCGAGCCUUACCACCCAGUUGCUAUUUAUGUUUGGCAUCCCCGCUUCAGUCAUGUUCCCUGGUCCAUUUGUCGUCUUUUCUCUCGCUCCCUUCCCUGCCGCUCUGCCGCAUUUUUGGUCCCAAGCCUGCGGGCCUUCCCAUCCUUUCCAAGUCAAUACACGCUGCAGCACGGAAUCUUGAAACUACCCCCCAGUCUGCGCGAUCCGAUUCCCCAGACCGCACCACCCUCUUUUUGCACCGCCGCCGCCUCCCCGUACUUCGGCCUGCCACCGCCGCUUAUACGCCCACACUUACGCUCGCUGCUUCCGCGUGUCAGCCGUCGGAUUCCGUCCAUUCGCUGCGGCCCGUGAGCGAUUGGUCCAAGAUUCUUCUGGGGGAGCCUUUAUACUCGAAACCAGGCCGUGGGCAACCUUCACCGCUCGCUCAUCUGAUCGCUUUCUUCCUUUUCCUCGUCCCCCCGCGGCUCGCCAAUCCUGGAUCCUGGAAGCCCGCUCAAGACUCGAAUUCUCUUUCCUCACCGAGACCCUGAUGCCUUUCCCCAUGGCCUGACCGACGUGGUUCAUUCAAAUCCUUGCCGACAGAUCCUCUUGACACCAGUCACUCGCUAUCAAACAUCCCACCCC
Molecule: messenger RNA, 742 nt
Organism: Aplosporella prunicola CBS 121167
Lineage: Eukaryota; Fungi; Ascomycota; Dothideomycetes; Botryosphaeriales; Aplosporellaceae
Exons: 1
Coding region: 52-648 (198 amino acids)
Source: RefSeq, a predicted model, not a curated record